This is a messenger RNA of Xyrichtys novacula (pearly razorfish), 12660 nucleotides long. The record is from the annotation of a GenBank genome assembly. NCBI's taxonomy places the organism in Eukaryota, Metazoa, Chordata, Actinopteri, Labriformes, Labridae.
GAAUACUUCUCCUCGGCUGAGAUAGGAUCUUCUUGGCAGUUCAGGGUGAUUAUUUUGCUGCUAUUACUCAUAUGGCCUUCAUAGGCUGGAUCUAAAUUUACCCCUUCUUGUGAUCAAUACACAACCAACAGGUGAGUGCUCCUCUUCUGUAUGCAUGAGGCAUGUCAUUGUGUGUCUAAGCUUUGAAUUUAUUAUUCAUCACAUGGCUACUUGUGUUUAGAGUUUUACAGGCUAUAAAACAGUGAACUAUGCCUUUGCUACCUCUUUCAUAAACAUCACAGUUUAGUUAUAGGUAAAGAUUAGGAUAUGCAAAUGUGAAGGAAAAACAAAUAACCAGUUAAGGAAAACAUUGUAAAUUCACCGACAGUUCAGACGCCUGUUCCUGUGGCAGGUUUCUAUUUCAAAGCAUCCUAUGAGAAUUCAGCUGUCGUUCCACUCAGCCAUGCAUUAGUAAUAAGUGAGGUGGUAGUGUACAGUUUACUGCCUGUAACUGCAUAACAAUCAUGUUCCUGCCGUGCAAGAUAGAACCACCACUCUUUUUCAGUUGCCUGUGUUAGAUUUCACAUCUCCUGUGUUGUGUCAAACCCACUUGAAACAUCUUUUGUCGACAUUGCAUCACUUAAUGAAUGAUGAAACAGCCAACACACAACAGCAGAGAGCAGCUACUUAUUUGGGUUAUUGUUUUUAAGUCCAGCCUGUCUCCACAGAGCGGAAAGUGCAACAUUAAACUGGCUUUGGUUUACCCUUAUUAAAAGUUGACCAGCAGGUACUAAAGGUUAUCAGUAUACUCAGCCUUGGUCGUCUGUCUUUGUUGCUUCAAUUUCUGAGAUAGUUUACGAAUUAGGUUUGACAGGUUAAAUUCACAUCCCUUGAGAGAAAUAUUUGACUUCCUUGUAUGAUGCAACAGUUUUUGCCAUCAGGCUCCUUGUAAAAAUGUAAUCACAAUCAAGUUUUGUCUUUGCGACACAGGUCUAUUAACAUUAUUAACUCCUGGCACAGCAGCUGCACUGAUAUCACGUUGUUGCCACCUUUGAUACUGAACCUUUGGUGUUAUUAGAGUGACUGUAAAUGCUGUAAAAAUAACGUCCAAGGCUUAAUUUUCUUAUCAAACACUUUCGUAGUUUCAAAGAAACUACUCAGUUUGAUAGCUGAUCGAUUCUUCAUUUGCCUGUUGCAGUCAGUCUGUUGCUCGGUGACUUUAUGAUUCACUUUAGUGUCACGUCUAAUCUCUUAAGUGUCCAAUGUUCAGGGAGAGGCUGUGCUGAUUGAAGUCACGUGAUGAGUGAUCACAGACAAACAGCUUGUCUACCGCAGGUUUACUACAGCAAAUAUGUGUGCUCAGGAUAUUGUAACCACUAGCCUUGAGUUGGUGUUGGUUGUAAUGUUUAGUUUGUCAAUAGAGACAUACUGGCUUUCCAUUAACAGCCAGGUUAAAAUGGUAGAAAAGUUAGACUGCUGUAAAUAGUCAUUCCAAAUGGUCAAAUCCUGCUGCUACAAAUGAGGGUUUUUAAAGGUUCAUAAUCGAGGUUUUGCAUGACAGCAUAGCUUUAGGUACAGCAAUGGAGCUUUAGUGGAAGCUUGCAGGGUGUGACAGCAUUCGGAGAGCACCCUGUUGACUGUCUAUCAUUAGUCUGCAUAAUUCAGCUGGGCUCCUGCUGUCUGCAGGUGGUGCAGAGGAGCUCAGUGCCUUUAGAAAAGGCAUAGAUACAUGCUGUUGAAAUGUGAUAUAUGUUUAAGAUUCCAUCUUUGUCAGCGUGUUUGGUCUUGCAUUUUUUAUAUGACUGAGGCAUGUAAACAUAACGUCAAUAAUAUUGAUUAUUGACCGUAGUACACAUAUUGUACUCAUUUUAUAUCAAAGAUGUGUUUUUUUCCCUUCACUGUAGCCAUGGAGAAGCAACUAGAGGAGCUGAAGCAGCAGCUGGAAAAGCAAUGUCAAAUCAACCAGGAGCUGCAGAGACAAAACAAAGACCUGGGUGAGCACAACCACAUGACCAUGAAAAAUUAACUAAGUAACUUCACAUCAGAACAUGCCCAACGUCGCAGAGAGGUGUGGCCAGGCUGGGUUGUGACCUUCAUCCAGCUGUGAAAUAGGGAUGAGAAGAGAUUAAUAUGUUUGAAGGGGUAAACGAUGGUGGAAGUAACUGGUAAAAUCAUAACGUGAAGCACCAGUUGCUGUCUGAGAAAGCAGGGUAUGUUCAGAGCCUAUGCCACAAGUAGAUAUUUGACCCUCAUGAGUAUUUUUGAUUCUAUUUUGCUUCAGAAGUACAAAUUCCUGCAGUGUUCGGGUGAUGUACUUGACUUCCCCAUCUGUUGCUAUGGUUUACAACCCAACUAGUAGGUUGAAAAGCAAAACUUGCAUUCCAGCAGGAAACAACACCUGAGAACUGAUAUAAGAUGAACUCAUAGAAAUUAUUUAUAGCUAAAUCAUCAUCAGGUGGUUGUCAGUCAGUGUACUUCAACUCAACCUCUUGACACUGGAUCAUAUUUCCGUGGCAUCUCAUUUAGACCCAUUCUGUAUACUUCUGAUGCAGGCAUCUGUGAGAUUACAAGCUUAGCAGCUCAGUUUCCAAAAAAGAGAAACCUGAAAUAUUUCAAUAGCCCAAUCCCUAUCCCCCAAAAGUGUCAGUUAACUAAAAUAUCAAAUGUUGAAACUGAAAAUUUUCAUUGUUAUAUGAAAAGUAUAUUCUCAUCUGAUGCUAGCAAUGCAUCUGUACAGACUGAUACUGGAUAACUGUUGAUUUUCAGGUCCUAAAACAGCACUGCAUUAAAAACAGACAUGCCUCUGCAGUAAAGAUCACCAUAUGGGUUCAAGAUUACUUUAAAAUACCAUUAUCUUUGAACACAGUUCAUGGCUGCAUCCACAAAAGUAGGCCAAAACUGAGAGGAAAAAACCUCAGAUAAACAUGAUCCAGAGAUGCAUCCUGUCAAAGAUUGACUGUGGCAAAAUGGGAAAACGGUCUCGCAAACUAAAAAAUUCAGUUUUUAAUCAACAUUUUACUUGGCAUCCCAACAUUUUUUGGAAUUGUAUAAAUGCAAGUCUACAAUCACAUGGUCCAGACUAUACAUCUAAUGACCUUAUCCCACAUUGAUAUGCCAGAAACUGUUCUGUUAAAUACAUGUUUGCAGUUUCAGUCUCAUUGAGUCGUGGGGUUCAUAAUUAAAACAUAUAUGCUAGGACAAAUAUACAAAGUAUCUGCAAACACAGAUACUGUAUUUAGGCUAUGGAAGACAUACUUUACUCAUGUUUAUUCUGAAUUCAAAGCAAAGGUCAUGGGCAUGGUUUGGUGUAUGUUCCUAUUUCAAAUAUAUUCAUGCUCUCAUCUCUACAGAAAAACGGCUACAAGAGAAAGAGAAACUUUUACAGGACCUGCAGAGUCAAUAUCAGGAUCUAGGUGAGCGUUCAACAUGGGAAAGAAGGGCAGGGAAUCACACACACACACACACACACACACACACACACACACACACACACACACACACACACACACACACACACACACACACACACACACACACACACACACACAAACACACUCAUACAUAUACACGCACAUGCACAAAACUGAGGUGACCUUUGAUUCAACAGUCUGCUGAAACAUGACAGCCAUUUACAGUACUUAACUCUCCGUUUCUGCCCUGUUUGUCUCAGACUUUCCUGUCCAGAGCAGUAAUGAGAUUGAUCCAGAGGUCAGAAAGAGCCGUGCGGCUGUCAUUGCCUCUGAACCAAUCCCUGAGACCCUGGAGAUUAUACGCACCAGGGUGAAGAAAACUGCCAGGUUUGUUAUCAGUGCUACUGUGGAGGGAGUAUGAUUGUUUGGGCAAGAUUGCGCAGCUUUUCACUUGCUUAGUGUGGCAAAUCUUACUUCCCCCCCCUGCAAAUUUCAGACACUGUGAUGCAUAGUAGUGCCCUAUGAUUCAAGUGAUUUACAUACUUUUACCCCUCAUCAUCAGUGAGACAACCCUGAUUGUCAAAGCCAUCCAGAAGAAUGACUUCCUGAGCCGCCUGGAUGAAGAGCAAACAGCCAUGAUGGUGGACCUCUUAGUGGUACUGAACUUCAAACCGGGGGAAGAUGUCAUUACAGAGGGCUCUGAAGGGGACAGCAUGUAUAUAGUAGCAGGUAGGUUUAGUUCCUUUUAUUGGCACAAACUGAAGAUUUUGUUUAAACUUCCUCCCUUAUGAAAGUCUUCGGCGAACAAUCGAAUAAUCAUAACUUUUUUUUUUUUUUCCACAUCGGAAAAAUUUAUCGCUUGAAUCUGCUUUCUCUUCAAUUUUUAGCUGGAGAACUUGGUGUCACACAAGCUGGCCGAGACCUCCGUACUCUAACCACUGGUGAUGUGUUUGGAGAGUUAGCUAUCCUUUACAACUGCAAACGGACAGCAACUGUCAAAGGUCAGUCUUUGUAAUGAUAGUCAUAAUAUAUCAAUAAUAAUAAUAAUGGCACAACCACAUGAUCAUAUGAUAAAUAAUUUAUAUUUGGUCAAAACUUUGGAAGUAAGGAAAUCAUGGGAAGGCCAUGGAGAGGAGGUCUUGUUUGGCCCUGAGGAAGCUCUUGUAAACUUUGAGAAGACUUAAAGCCUAACAUAGCAGGGCAACCACCAUGGAGGGAGUAUGGUCGCAGAAUACGAAAGGAGCUAACCACAAACCAUGACAGUGGGGGGCAAGCUGGAGUCUUUUAACCUCAUAGCCUUCAAUUUGGUCCUGAGCUUUGGGAAAUGAUCCACAGAAUACAAAGAACCAAAUUGAUUUUACUCCACUUGGAGUGAAGUCACAGUUUUUUCAUUUUGUAAAAAGCCUUUUGAAAUGUCUGAUGCCUCUGAUUGGGAUAUUUUCUGGGCAACUCUCUUCUCCUGGACAACUGAAAGGGGACUUAAGGUGUGGACCCAGAGCUCCUUAAAGGGAAUGUAUAUCACCCAGGCUUCUCCAAGGAGGAGCUGAAACCAGAAAGAUAAACACCCAGGCUAACCUACUUUGUCCUCGCCAACCUCAUCUGGAGCCUUAAACUGCAAGAAAGAGAAAAAAAUCAUGAUUGCAUGAUUAUCAUUGCCCAUUAAUCAAAGUUGAGAGUGGCAUCUGAUACUUCAUCCAGGAUUUUCUGAUGAUAAUAAAGAAUAUAAGUGGAUCUCUCACAUUGCAGCAAAGACAACAGUACGUCUGUGGUGCAUGGAGCGACAGACCUACAGGACAAUCAUAACUAACAAGUCAAAGAAGAAACGGGAGCAGCUCAUGGGCUUCCUGAAGACGUGAGUAUAAAGAGUGUGCUGAUGGCUAGUGGAGGUGUUUUCAGCCUUAUCUAUGAUAUUUUUUAAUAUGUCUUGCUGCAUUGACAUUUACCUAAUGGGCCUUAUAACUCUUUCUUGAAAUAUUUCCUCAAACAUUUCCUGUUAUUCCAGGUCUCGUACUUUGAAAGACCUGAAUGAUGUCCAGUUGUCCAAAAUAAUUGACUCAAUGGAGGAGGUAUGUCCUAUUCAGACCUUUGAGUUUUAUAAGUGGACUGUAUUCUAGAUGGUUGAAAAAUGGUUGAAAUUAGGGUUUUUAUAUCCAGACAAGAUUUGUACCAGUUUCCAACAAGUUUCCACCACUAACAUUUGGCCAACUCACAAAGAACAAUGAGUCGUGGUUGUACCUUAACCACAAACAUACAGUUUAUUAGUAUCAAUGUGUUAUCUGUAUGUUCUGCUGUAAAAUCCCAAACUUUUCUGAGGUAAAUAUAUCUUUAAAAGAUUUUCAACAUUUUUUUUUCAUACCAUUUAUGGCUCUUUUCCCUCCAGGUGAAAUACCAGGACAAAGAUGUUAUAGUUCGAGAAGGAGCAGAAGGAAACACUUUCUACAUCAUACUGAAAGGAGAGGUAAUGAGGUGUCAUGGUGUGUGCGUAAACUCAGAUCUGAAUGCUCCAGUGAACUGUACCAUUCUGUGUAUAUAUCGUCUCUAUAUGUCUUCUCGUGUUUGUUUCCCCCCUUUAGGUCUUGGUGACUAAGAACGUCAAUGGGCAUCAGAAGCAGAUCCGAAGGAUGGGAAAAGGGGAGCAUUUCGGGGAACAGGCCCUUAUACGGUAACCAUGGCAACACAUGCCUGAGGGCAUCUGCUAAAGCCUCUUGCAACGUUCACAGCUCUGUGCACUUUCCCCAGCUGCUGUUAUCUUUGACAUUUGUGAAACCUGCUUUUAAUCGUGCUCAUGUGAUUUGAUGAUUUAGGAUGAUUAUGAGUGAUUCAGCAAAUAUAGUAUCAUUUCUAGCUGCAGCUAAUAAAUUGUAUGUCUUUAUGACUGUCUGUGCUAUGUGGAAAGUAUGUCACCUUUGAAUAUAAAACAGACAUUAAUCUAAUAAUUUGAGCGUGCAAGGGUGUUUUUUAAUGAAAAUCCAGUUUCAUUUAGCUGGUGUCCUCUGCCUCGAGUUGGGUAAAGUCUUCUAGAUCAAUAAAUAUUUGAAAUGACUCACUUACUUACAGAAAAUUUAUCAUCAUAUGCUGACAAGUGGAGGGAAAAACUAAGGAACAAUCAGCUGACACUGAUUUCAGAGGCAAAUGCAAAAUUUUCUCACAUUUCUGACAGUAAUGUCCUCUUCAUUUCUUUGAGGUGCUGUUGUAUUUUUAUGUAUUGAGGUGCAAAAUGCUUUUCUCACACCGGCAGACAUUUGCCUUGUUUCUUCUCCUGCAGGGAAAUCUUGAGAACUGCUACCUGUGCAGCUGACGGCCCUGUUACCUGCUUUACCAUCGACAAGGAGUGAGUCUGAAUUGACAUUAAACUCUGAGUGUAAACAGAGGCCAGAUUCUGUUCAGUCAGGCCCUGCAGUGGGGGCAGUUUCUGCUGAAAAGAAAGACCCUUAAAAUCCCGAUUGUUUUUUUAAUGGUUACCUGUGUCAUUGUCAAGGGUUUUUCUUCUGCAGAGCUCCAGUAGCUCAUUAGCAAUUUGCCUCUGAGUCAUGGGCGGAGACAACGCUGCCCUGCACUCUUCAUGUCAGCUUCCUGUUGUAGAAGUAACAUAGGAGAUAUUCAGCACUUGGACACUAAUGUCUUUGGAGACAUGGUGAAAGUUAAUAUCAUAAUUAGCUUUCUUACGAGCAUUGCAUUCUGCUGAUGUGCACACUCGUUCCACGAUUGUCCUCUCUAUUUCUCCGAGUCUGGCCUGGAGGUUGGAGCUCCAGGGGCGGAGCUUGUAGUUGUGACGUAAGAAAACUCACUGUGCUGAACCUGCCUUUUAUGUCUGCCAGAGAUUCACAGCUAUUUGAAUGCAGAAAUAUUCAAAAAUGCAAUUUCGUACUUAUUUUUCUCAUGAUAUGUCCUGUAGCAUCAGAUACCAUAUGAACAUAUAGACAACAAGAAAAACACAAUUUUCACCAGAGUGGGUCUUUAAAGAAGUUCAGCCAUUGUAUUUUUCCUCUGUUACUGUAACUAUUGCUGCACACAGUUUGACAAACAAUGCUUUUUCUUUAGGGUGUUUGAAGAGACGAUUCCUGUUGAACACCUGGAGCUGUUUGAUGAGUAUGUACCCUAAAACUAUUCACAUUGCGUAACCAUCUGUCCCUCCUUCUCAGCCUGACUAGUGUGUCUAAUAUGUCCUGAUGACUAUUCCUAUGAAAUGCUAAUUAUUCCUGUUUGUUUUCAUACUCUAGCUCUAAAGUGUUGCAGGAGGCAAAAGCUUCAGAGAAGUUUAGGUGAGUGGACAUCGGAGAUGACUGCAUCCCACUGAAAAUAUAACACAAUCAUAAAAUUCACACAGUGGGUUUCUUGAAAUUAAAACUUAUAAUGAAAAGUUUUCCAUCUGUUUAUGUGUUCCUGUUAGUCCUCUCUCUACCUCUGCUCUGAGGUUUAAGGAUUUGGUUCCUGUGCUGUACCAGGAGGGUCGCUUUCAAGGAGAUCCUGUCACGCUUGGAGUUGGAGGGUUUGGCCGUGUUGAGUUGGUGAGUGUGUUCGCGCAGUUUCAAUAUCUGUAUUUCUCUAAUGUCUUUCCAAAAUACCUAUUACACUUACUAUAAGCAACACUGACCUUACAAGCCUAAUUGUAAAACGUAUUAUAUGAUCUUCCCAAACAGCAACCCUUAAGUGUUUGGAAUUAAAGCCACUGGGGAAGGGUAACACUCUGCAGCUACCGAAGGUUUCACUUCCAUCAAUGCCUAUAUUAAAAUGUCCAUUUUCAUUUUAAACAUGUUCACAGCCUGGUACAAAACCCCUUUUUGUCUCAAUAAUAACCUCUGUAUUGGCUGGGAUUAGAAGAGAAUUUAUGUCUUUAUAAUUUAGUAGUCAAGGUUUAAACUUUUGCACAAUGAGACAUCAUUUGGGACUUUGCUGACUUGACUCGCAGGUUGUAGCUGUUUGCCUCCCUCAACUCAACCUCUUAGCCCUUUGCAAGGUUGACUGAAAGUUAGAUUGAGUCAGCAAUUCCAGUAUGGCUGUUGACAUGUUGGACUUAUAAAGUAUGAUCUAAAAAAAACAACAGUGGGUGACAUCAGUGAGACUACGCCACUGUUUUGUACAGUUAGUAGAUUAGUAAAUAGAUAGAUUAGCAAUAAGCAAAAAUGAUUUGAAGCAUAAUCAGAAUCACAGAGCUGAAAAGUGAGCAUCAUACAAUGAGCAGAAAGACGCAAACAAUACAUAAUAUAUAAUGGGUAAUAUAAUGUAGAUGCUAUUAUAAAUCACUGAAAGAAAACUCUGAUAUAAACAGGAUAUGACAGGAUACUGGCAGCUGCUACAAGUCCACCUAUACAGAAAAACUUGUGAUAUGCAAAGAGGCAGUAUUCAGAAGUGGUGGUACUGCAUACCGGAGAGUACUGGCCUGCCAAAAGCACUGAUUGACAAUAUAUUAACAGAUUAGGUCAGCGUGACUUACAGUCAGUAAAAUGUGACAUUUUGACCAAAAAAUAUAAUUCUUGGGCAAAUCUUUUUUUCUUCUCUCUCUUUUUUUUUUUUUUCAAAUUUCAGUGUGACCCCGUCUGGGUAAAACUGAAACCAUAUCAUAAAAGCACAAUGCCCCGUCACAUUUCCAACAUCAUGACCCAUCAUUUUUGUCACAGUUUACUUUGAAUAAAAGUGAAUAAAAUAAUUGAAUAACAAUCGAUGAGGAAAAAAAGACUCAUUUUGCUUUUUGAAAUUGUAACACUACCUCUGGAUACCCUAACCCUCACUUUUGUCUGUUAUCCUUCAUUACUGCCAAUGAUUCAACACAGUCCCUGAGUCGAACUGAGGUCCAGUGAUGAAACAGAGUAUAGCAAGUAACCUUGAACUAUGAAUAAUGUUGUCCAAUCUGAGGAUCUGUACAGAGGAAGUGAGCAAAAACAAUCAUAAUUGAUUAUGUUUGAGCAUUAGGUUUCUGUUUUUGUUGAGAAACCUCGGGUUUUCUGAGUCAUAUCAGACAUCUUUUUGUAUACACAGGAGACUCAGUACUGCUAUGGGAAUGAAUGACUUUCAUUUUGCUGUCAUUUUUUUUAGAUGACCACAGUGAAUCAUGGGACAUAUUACGCCAUGAAGCGAGUCAGCAAGAAGCACAUAGUCGCCAAACGACAGGAAGAGCACAUGCUGUUUGAGAAGAAGAUCCUCAAAGCAAUCCAGUGUGACUUCAUCGUCAGGUAUGUGUGUCACCACAGACACACAAACACAAUCCUUCUCAUACAACAUUAAAAGAGCUGGACUAUAAUCGUGUUUUCUCUCUGUGUAGGCUUCAUGCAGCCUUUAAGGACACAAGAUACAUUUACAUGGUCAUGGAGUUCUGUGGUGGAGGAGAGAUCUGGACGAAGCUCAAAGAAGUGUAAGGAAAUAUGGAUAAAAAGUCUUCACGGUCGUCACAUAUUUAAGGGGAAAUAGUUACACAAGGUGGCCCUGAGAAUAAAUUCAUGAUUUGUAUGAGAGAAAGACAGGAAUUUAUUGCAUUCGUUAUGAAAUAUUCACUUAAGUUGCACUUUGCAAUCUCAAGUGACUACCAAUCAAUCAAUCAAUCAAAUUUUAUUUAUAUAGCGCCAAUUCACAACAGUCGUCAUCCCAAGACACUUUUCAAAGAACAAUAGCAGGUCUAGACGACCAUGAAAUACUCCGUUUUUGAGAGAACAGGAGGACAUUGUUGGAAAGGUAUUAAAACCUCUUAUAUCUGUUAUCUACAGAGGGCGUUUUGAGGAGCCUCUUGCUAUGUUCGCAGCUGCCUGUGUGGUGGAGGCCUACGCCUACCUCCACAAGAAGAACAUCAUGUACAGAGACCUAAAGCCUGAGAACCUGAUGCUGGAUGUAAAGGGCUACAUCAAACUGGUGAGAUCCCGUCUGUGCACGUGUGUCAAUCUCUGAACGAUUUCAGGACAGGAGCAUGAGGCCCUGUGCUGUCUCUAAAGUGUACAAGUAGAGGGAGUAUGCAUCCAUUGACCCUCACUUUGUUUAUGUCUGUGCGUGUGCAGGUGGACUUUGGUUUUGCCAAGGAGCUUGUGCGUGGAGAAAAGACCUACUCAUUUGUUGGCACUCCUGAAUACAUGGCCCCAGAGAUCAUCAAGAACCAGGGACAUGACUUUGCAGUGGACUUUUGGUCUCUUGGCAUUCUGAUCUAUGAGCUCUUAGCGGGAAGGUAAUAAAAGUUAAACUAUUUGUGAUGUUUUUAAAUGAAUAAAUAAAGAUUUCCAUCGUAAUCACCAAGUAAAAUGAAUCCCACAUGAGUUUUAAACUGUGGCAUCAUAGAUUUAUAAAUCCUUGUAAUAACCAGCAGAUGGCAGCAGGGAAAUACGACUGACACCUGAAGGAUCCAGUGACGGUUACCAAACAGAGAGUGACUGUAUCACUGCCUCAAUAUUUACCCCCCAAAAUAACACUUCUCUUUCUCUUUCUAAACCUGCCAGCCCUCCUUUUUCAAGCUCAGAGCCUCAGAAGAUUUACGCCAAGAUUUUGGACGGAGUGAUCAAGUAUCCACCUUUCUUGAGUGAGGCUGCUAAGUCUAUUAUCAACAAACUAGCCAGGUGAGGAAAAAACAAAUAACAGCCAUAAUACAAUCAAAGUAGUUUCUUCUUUUCUGGAGCAGAAUAACUCACAACAGAGUUGUUACAAAGCCUGACUCAUGAAUAGAAUUAAAUUAUAUAAAAAGAAAUCGAAGUUUCUGUAGAGUUACUACCUCUCCAGAGAAAAAUGACUGUAUGUAAACAGAUGCACUUUACACACAUUUAGUUGAAGAGCCGUUUGAUGCAAAUGUCAUGUCCAGCAAAUUCUCAUUAAAUAGACAUAGAUGUUAUUCUGACCUGUUUGGUUAACAUCCUCUUUUUUUGUUUGCAGACCACGGCCAGGUCAAAGGUUAGGAAACACCAAGAAUGGAAUCAAAGAUGUUCGACACCACAGGUUGCUAUGACGAUAUGUUUUACACAAUGGUUAAACAAUACUUUAUGUAUCAUAGGAAUUAAUCACCAUCGACCUUGCCGCUUCAUAAUCCUGAAAACAUGUAUCGUGUUUCUCUCUGUGUGUCUAAUCUUUACUCAUUUUCCACUUCCAGAUGGUUCAGUAACAUGAACUGGCACAAACUUCGUAUGGGUCAGCUCGAUGCUCCCACUGUCAGACUUACACGCAAGGCAAGUGGAGGCACUAAAAACUGCAUUUGAUUAAUGCUGUGCGAAAAUUUGCAAACUUCCUGCAGAACUAUGAAUGGAGGAGUUGGGUGAGGUAGAGCGGUUGAGCUGUAGCCCAAACUGGCUUCUCACUUGGACUCUCUCUCUGACUCUGUCUUCUUUCGGUCACUUCUCUACAGACUUCUCACUCUUUCCCCCUCCCUUUUCACAUGUAGGUAUGAUAUGAGGUGAGAGCUAACUGUUAAGCCUCCCAGAGGUGUCGUGGGUAUAAUGUGAUAAAACACUAGUGGUGAAGCGAGGUGCCCACUUGAUAAUUAUGUUCAUGUAAGGACUCAUGCUACCCCCAUAUUUCUUCAUGUUUGAAUUGUAGGGGCCAUGCAGUUAGUGAUGUUAUUCAUCAACAGAGCUUUUAUAUUAGGAUAAAGGCUUCUUUACCGAGCAACUAUCAUUCUUAUUAAAUCUGUAUCUGUACCAUAGACUGUGUAUAGAAUAGACGCUGUCCACCUCCUCACUUGGUUUGCCACCACGAGAACAGCACCCCCUGGUGACGGGCUGCAGUAUAGGUCAUAAAUCCUGCCUCCUUCAGCUAUCCCUAUGGAGCUGUGGACAAACUUUAGAAAUUUAUUACACAGCAUACAAAUUUUCUUACCCCCUGCUUGCUAUAUUGACAUGUAGUUACUGCAAGACUGGUUUGUUCUCAAGUCUUCUUUUUUUUUUCUAAAAGCUAUUAGGAGGUUCAUGUUUUCUACGAUUGACACUUGAUACAGCCCAUGGGUGUACGAAGCUGUUUGAGCCGAGUGUCAUCACAGCGACUCUCUCACCGAAUGUGUACAAUGCUACUGCACAAGUGGUGGAGUGUGUACAACGCUACUGCGGAAUGUUUGUUUCAGGGAGUGGAGAAAAAAAAAAACAGGAAAUACUGAGAGCUUUUCGGCUUCAAAUCUGUAUACUGGCAAAAGGCGAAACCAAGUUGUCCAUAGUUUAUACAGUCUAUGAUCUGUAUCUUGUGUAUAUUUUGAAUAAUCAUCGUGAACUGUUGCCUUUUCUCCCCUCAGGGCCCCUGCUACAUCAACUUUGAUCGUUUCGCUGCAGAUCAGACUAAAGCGGACGAGGAGUUCUCUGGAUGGGACCGCGACUUCUGA